Perkinsus marinus ATCC 50983 is the source of this 883-nucleotide messenger RNA. RefSeq names its product U2 small nuclear ribonucleoprotein, auxiliary factor, small subunit, putative. The transcript has 7 exons. Gene Ontology annotation, biological process: mRNA splicing, via spliceosome. Lineage: Eukaryota; Perkinsozoa; Perkinsida; Perkinsidae. The coding region runs from base 25 to 846 and encodes 273 amino acids. Gene Ontology annotation, cellular component: U2AF complex; spliceosomal complex. The record is from RefSeq and is a predicted model, not a curated record. Gene Ontology annotation, molecular function: pre-mRNA 3'-splice site binding; metal ion binding.
AGAGUGAUUUGCUACCACCCUUGAAUGGCUGAGCAUCUUGCCCGAAUCUUCGGUACCGAAGAGGACCGUGUGAACUGCCCCUUCUACUUCAAGAUCGGAACAUGCCGUCACGGUGACCAAUGCUCUCGACAGCAUAACAGACCGGUCUCUAGUCAGACCGUCCUCCUCAAGGGGAUGUACCAGAACCCUCCGGCUGCCAUUGCUUUGGCUGAGGGUCAGGACGUCGCCGACGAGCAGGCUGAUGCCGCUCAGGAGCACUUCGAAGCCUUCUAUGAGGAGGUCUUCCUAGAGCUCGCUAAUUACGGAGAAAUAGAGGAUCUAGCUGUCGUUGAUAAUAUCGGAGAUCAUAUGAUUGGUAACGUCUAUGUUAAAUAUGUGAAGGAGGAGAGCUCAGAGAUGUGUAUCCAGAAAUUAACUGGGAGGUUCUAUGCGGGUCGUAUCAUACAGCCCGAGUACUCUCCUGUGACGGACUUCAGUGAAGCCAGGUGCCGUCAAUUCGAUGAUGCUCAGUGCUCGCGAGGAGGCUUCUGCAAUUUCAUACAUUGGAAGCACGUCCCGAGGAAGCUGAGGAGGAGACUCUAUCGUAAGAUGUACGAGCUACAUCCAGAAUACCGCAGUCGUUCGAGGUCCAGAUCGAGAGAGCGUCGCCGUUCUAGGAGUCGUGAUCGUGGACACCGUAGCCAUCAUCACCAUCAUGAUGACCGCGAUCGUCGUGAUCGUGGCCGUGACGAUCGAGGCCGGGACCGUGGUCGUGAAAGGCAGACUUCCGAGGAACGUCGCGCCAUGAUUGACCAGUGGAAUCGUGAAGCCGAGGCACAAGGUGGUAUCGAUCAAGCUCAGCUAUAAAGUGAUUGGAUACGAAGCGAAGUGGUGGAUGAUGGUU